GCUGGGUCACUUGUCAAGUUGUCUUGAUCAGUUGAUGAAUUCAAAUAGGUACCUAAAUCAGCCAAGCUUGGAAAUGAGUGAUGAAACUAGUUGGAAGAUUGUGUAAUUCCUUUAUUUUAAGUCACUAUUGAGCAUAAUCUGGAACCUGAUCAGCAGUUUCCAAAAAUUGAGCUGUUGGCCCAAGACUGUUGUUUGCUGUGGAGCUGUUUUGACUGUAGCCUUUAUAGUUUGAGGUGCUCAAGGGAAGAGCAUAAUGCAGACCAUCAAAUGUGUUGUGGUGGGGGAUGGAGCUGUCGGUAAGACUUGUCUUCUCAUCUCCUACACCACCAAUAAAUUCCCUUCAGAGUAUGUGCCCACGGUGUUUGACAACUAUGCAGUUACAGUCAUGAUAGGAGGAGAGCCCUAUACACUGGGCCUUUUCGACACUGCUGGUCAGGAAGACUAUGACAGACUCCGACCAUUGAGUUAUCCUCAAACGGACGUUUUCUUGGUCUGCUUCUCAGUUGUGUCGCCUUCCUCUUUUGAAAACGUCAAGGAAAAGUGGGUGCCAGAGAUUAGUCAUCACUGCCAAAAAACACCCUUCUUGCUCGUGGGCACACAGAUUGACUUGCGCGACGAUGCCGCCACCAUUGAAAAGCUUGCAAAAAAUAAGCAGAAGCCCAUCUCGUACGAGCAGGGGGACAAGCUUUGCCGUGAACUGAAGGCGGUCAAGUAUGUGGAAUGUUCGGCCCUCACUCAGAAAGGACUGAAGAAUGUGUUCGAUGAGGCCAUCCUUGCUGCCUUGGAGCCUCCAGAGCCCCAAAGACGGAGACGGUGCGUCCUGCUGUAGAGCUCUUCUCAGCCCUCGUGCUGAGCCGACAACCUGCCCCCAGCGUCACGCGACCACCAUCACCACCACCCAUGCCGUACUCAUGGUUGCUUCUACCGUGCGCGUGACGCUAGAGCAAUCUCGCGUGCACGACUGUGGCCUUUUGCUUAGUGGUGCCAAGUAUUGCUUCUUGUGCCCUGCGGUCGGCCACUACCACGUCCGCCACUGCACUGUAGAUACAAAUUUCGCACUCAUCUCUUCUAUAAAACCCAUCCAUCCAAAUCCUAUCCUCACUUUGCCGUUGAACAGAAAACUACUUUUUAUAAUUUUUUUUUCUAUUAUAGAUAAUUUCAGCACAAUUAUCUUUGUUAUCACGACGUCAUGUAAAAUUUGUCUCUUGAUUCAGAAAAUGUGCACCUAGCUUGUCACAGCUCAUGCUUCAUGCGAUGGCCAAAAUAUGCUACGCUCUAUGUAAGGCUGCUUAAUCCGCAUUGGUCAUUUUAUUGAAAUACUAAAUUUACUCUACACUAUACUUUCAGGACAUUGGUAGAAAAAACGUGUCCAGUGCGGCAUGAACAAAUACCGGUCCUUUGUUGUAUAAGUAACUUCCAAUUUGAUAGCAUUACACGCUCUGAAGGAUAAGGCUUCAAUUGCGUUUCCUGACCUGAAUAAUUCGAGUCGUGAUUUCUUCUGAAGAUUACGUGCAUCAGUCUUAACUUUGUUGUAUCAAUUGUUUUAACGCUGUAGUUUAUUCAAACAAAUAUUCACUCUAUUAAGGAAGCCCAUAUCUAUUAUUUAUCACUAUGAUUGGUUGGUGCGCACAUGAUUGCUUUGCACCUUUAGGCCAGAAAUCGUUAUUGUCGAAUUUUACAUAAAGCUUCUACUAUAUAAACAAUGUGAAGUGUGUUUAGUCGUAAGUUUGAUGCCGCGGCCUGCGAGGCGGUUUAGAUAUAACCUGAUGGGCUCGUGAACAUCAUUGGCCCAAAUGUUGAGGGUACUGGGCUGUCUCCACGAAAAUGACCUUUACUAUCAGUAGGUAGUGUGUAAGUUAAUCUCUAAGAUGACAUUUUUACUGCAAAAGUCGCUUUAUCUUCAAAACCUAUGAAAUGUCACUGCAUAGACCAUAGAGCCUCACCUGUCUUAGGUGUGUCUAACCACAUUUACAAAGGAGGCUAAGGUUAACUGUUGCUGCCGCAGAUGGUAGUAACUGAAGAAGUAACCCUUGGUAAACUACCCUUCCCAACACAUACCAAGGACGAUAUUACAUCGUCCUGAUGUCUUUGUGUAAUUAGAUUGCAAGCAAAUCGAAAUCUUUGCAAAGAUUGGAGAUAUUGCCCUGUAUAAGAAAAUUCAUUAAUAUA
Molecule: messenger RNA, 2169 nt
Organism: Hyalella azteca
Lineage: Eukaryota; Metazoa; Arthropoda; Malacostraca; Amphipoda; Hyalellidae
Gene: Cdc42
Product: cdc42 homolog
Exons: 6
Coding region: 254-829 (191 amino acids)
Biological process (GO): small GTPase-mediated signal transduction
Molecular function (GO): GTPase activity; GTP binding
Source: RefSeq, a predicted model, not a curated record